CAGAAAAAAAUCUUGUGUUACUUGUUUCUGGUGUUUGUGUGUGAAAUGAAAGGUAGAACGAUGUUGUUAGAGAGAGAGCUGGAAAUGGAAAGUGGUUGUGGUGGUGGUGGUGGCGGUGGUGGGAAGGGGAAGAGGUAUGCGUUGUUGAUGUGUGGGGAGGAUUCAGAGUACUUGUUGAAGAAGCAUGGAGGGUGUUUUGGGUUUUUCACAAGAAUGCUGGCGGAGGAAGGGGAGAGGUGGGACCUCUACAAGGUGGUGAAUGGUGAGUUUCCCCGUCAUGAUGAGCUGCCGUUGUAUGAUGGAUUUGUCAUUACCGGAAGCUGCCAUGAUGCACAUGCCAAUCACCCUUGGAUCCAUGACCUCCUCUCCCUUGUCCACACUUUGGAUUCCAUCAACAAGAAAAUCCUUGGCAUUUGCUUUGGCCACCAGAUACUCGGUCGUGUGUUGGGAGGGAAAGUGGGUCGCUCUUCAACUGGUUGGGACAUUGGUGUCACAACCAUGAAGUUGGCAUCAUCAUCUUCAAUAGCUCUGAACUUGCCAUCAGAGCUAUCCAUAUUCAAAUGCCAUCGCGAUGAGGUUCGAAAUCUCCCUCCAAAAGCAGAGAUAAUUGGUUGGUCUGAAAAAACUGGGAUUGAAAUGUUUAGGUAUGGUGAUCACAUGUUGGGCAUCCAAGGUCACCCUGAAUUCACCAUUGACAUCCUUUUUCACUUUAUUGACCGCCUCACUAGCCGCAAUUUACUCCAGGAAUGUUUUGCGGUUGAUGUAAAGGUGAAGGCUGCAUUGCAGGAACCAAAUACAGAGGCGUGGAAAAGACUUUGCGUUAACUUUCUAAAGGAUCGAUUAUGAUUAUGCAUUUUAAAAACUCCUUUAUAAUUGAUUCUAAUGACAGAAUCAAUUAUAUGAAGAAACUUAUGAGAGCAGUUUCUGAAUUUCUUUUAGAAAUCCAGUACAAAUUCUGAUCAAAUAGAAGUUGAUCUUAAUUUGCAAUAUAUAAGUGUAAGAUGUAAUGUGAUUAAUUGUAAGUAAUCUUGUGAUUUUCUAAUGAAUAAUCCUCCAGUAGUGGAAAGAUUAAUUUAUUAGAGAAGCAAGUCAACUCAUUGCUGCUUUAGACGUGUUAAAUCAUUAUCAACAGUUAAUCUAAUGGUUGGUAGUACCGUUAUUCCACCGUA
This is a messenger RNA of Lotus japonicus, 1169 nucleotides long. RefSeq names its product gamma-glutamyl peptidase 5-like. Gene Ontology annotation, cellular component: cytosol. NCBI's taxonomy places the organism in Eukaryota, Viridiplantae, Streptophyta, Magnoliopsida, Fabales, Fabaceae. The record is from RefSeq and is a predicted model, not a curated record. The transcript has 3 exons. Bases 46 to 846 code for a protein of 266 amino acids.